Oryza sativa Japonica Group (Japanese rice) is the source of this 3002-nucleotide messenger RNA. RefSeq names its product protein CYTOKININ-RESPONSIVE GATA TRANSCRIPTION FACTOR 1-like. The record is from RefSeq and is a predicted model, not a curated record. Gene Ontology annotation, biological process: regulation of DNA-templated transcription. Lineage: Eukaryota; Viridiplantae; Streptophyta; Magnoliopsida; Poales; Poaceae. Gene Ontology annotation, molecular function: sequence-specific DNA binding; zinc ion binding.
CUGGCAUUAUCCGCAGUGAAGAACAGAAAAAAAAAUCAAGAUUUGGGAACUCGAUUUACUAGGAGAACCGAUAGGGAAACUGUUGGAACCAAUUUUUUUUUUUGACAAAAAUCACUAAAAUCUAGGAUUGGGAACGUUUACCGGGAAAGCCGACAGGGAAACUGUUGGAACCGAUUUUUUUACAAAAAUCCUAACAUCUAGGAUUGGGAACGAUUUACAGAUCCUGUUGUUGUGAUUUUUGACCAAAAAAAAUCCCUAAAAUCCAGGAUUAGGAACGAUUUAUAGAUCCUACUGAUGAUGAUCUAAAGAUCAUCACCAACAUAAUCUUUAUAUAAUUCCCUGUCAAGUAAUAUGAGGUUUUUUGUUAAGAUUUUGUUCCAAUUCCCUAAUCUCAUACUCAAAAUUCUCUAUUCUAUACUCCGGGAUUGGCGUUUUCUUUUUCGCGGCACACGCGAUCUCGCUGGAGGAGCUGCUGCAAAACAAAUUUUUCUGGUGGAAAUUUUAUUGUGGCCCACCUUUUUAGUUUUUAGGAAACCAAUUUUACCCAAUCUCUUGGAGAGGAAAAUUUUAUCAUCUGUUUAGGAUUCCCAUAAUAAAAAAAUUAGGAAUAAAAUUUUAGGAUGUUGUUGGUGAUGCUCUAAUAAGAAGUGCAUAUUGGUAGGGAUGUAUAAGCUUGUAUAUUUAUAAUGUAAAGAAUACAUUUUUGGUUUGAAGCUCUUACCUUUGUUCUUCCAUUUAUGUAGAAAUGGACCAAUUAGUCAUUAGUACUCCCAAUUUUAAGCUAAAACUCGACCACAAUGAAUAUCGGUCAAUCAGGCCUCUGCCAGUGCCAAGGGAGAAAAACCACAGUAUUAGCUUUCCCCUAAUCUGAGGGCACAGUGCUCUCGAGCAUGUCUGCCACGUAGGAUACAGCACGUAACCAUCACACGCAUAUAUCCUUUAAUUUUUUUUCUUGUUGCUCUUGCCUGAAUUAAUUAACGUGUGUGCUUGCACAGCAGCCGACGUGUUUUACUGUUCCCCUCGGAUAUGAUCUACAGUUCAUCCCUUUCCUGUGCUCCCCUCUCUCUCUCUAAAGAAACAACAAUGCAGUCUCCUUCCCUCUAUCUCUGAAAGGGAUCACACACGAAUGAUCUAUACGCGGCCUAGAGUCCUCUCUCUUGGCUCCUUUAUAAAAGGGACAUACCUCCUUCUAGCAUCCUUAAUCGUGCUGGACCUCGCAAAAUUGCCCCUCCAACCGCAUCAACACUCGUCGCGCGAAGCGUACCAUCGUCUCUCUCAUCUUCCUCGCGGUCUCAUCCUGAUCGAUCUCUGCGAGUUUAUCCAAUAUCUGUACUCGCAAACUAGCUAGAGAGAUCUAGUUAGUAGCUAGGCAGUUGCUGCCUCUCAUGUCUACCAUCUACAUGAGUCAGCUCUCAGCUGCUCUCCCUCUCAUGGAGGGGGAGCACCACCAUCACCACCAGGAUCAUCACCAAGGCCACUUCCAAGCCUUCUCCCUGCAGCCUAAGGAUCCCCCAGUCUUAUUCCCCUUUGUGAUCAGUAGAAGAAGCAGCAGCAGCAGCCCUAGCGACAGCACCACUCUAAGCUAUGGUUCAGACCAUCACUUGACACAGCAGCAGCAGCAUCAGCAUCAAGCCAUGCUUGAGCCCCAAAAUAUGAUUGGAGGAUCAUCCGCUGGCAUCUUUGCGACGCCGUUCCCGACCGUCAAGAGCAUCCGCGACGACAUGAUCGAGCGGUCGCAGUUCGAUCCAUACGAUACCGAGAAGCUGCAGGCGAGCUGCGGGUUAGCCAAGGUCGUCGCCGGCGGCAAGUGGAGCGCGGUGCCAGCGGCCAAGAUGAAGAUCACGAGGAAGAUGGGUGAGCCGUCGUCCGGUGUCACUGGCGGGGCUGCGACGACGGUGGCGCCGAAGAAGCCGAGGAGGAGGCCGGCGCAGGCGUACGAGGAUCACGGCCAUGGCGGCGCCAUGGGCCAAGCUUUUGGCGUGAUUAGGGUGUGCUCCGACUGCAACACCACCAAGACUCCCUUGUGGAGGAGUGGCCCGUGCGGCCCCAAGUCGCUUUGCAACGCGUGCGGCAUCAGGCAGAGGAAGGCGCGGCGGGCGAUGAUGGCCUCCGGACUACCAGCGUCCCCCAACGCCGCCGGCCCCAAGGCGGCCGCACAUAGCGGCGCCGCUGCGGUGGCGGCUGCGCAGCCGAAGGUGAAGAAGGAGAAGAGAGCCGACGUCGACCGGUCGUCGCUGCCGUUCAAGAAACGGUGCAAGGUCGUCCAGGUCGAGGAUCAUCAAACGCUGCCCGCCGCCACAAACGCAGCCGCCGCAGCUGCCAUGGAGGAGACGGCCGAGUCCGCCACCGUCGCCCCGCCCCCGGCGCCGACGACGAGGGGUGGUACUCUCGUCGACAGCAUCGGGCUCAGCUGGAGCAAGACCCAUGCCGCCGCCACCGCCUCCUGCAGCUUCCGGCCGUCACCGGUGGCUCCCGGCUUCGCGGCGGCGGUGCAGGACGAGAUCACUGACGCCGCCAUGCUGCUCAUGACGCUGUCCUGCGGGCUUGUCCGGAGCUGAGAAAGAAAAGCUAUACUUCAUCUCUGCAUGCAUCCAUCGAUCGAUCGAUUGGCACCAAGCUAGAGAGACCAAUCGAUGGAGAUGGAGAGAGGUGCAGGCUUUUUGCAGCUAGUGCGUUAGCCUGUUCUUGCUCGCUCGAUCGAUCGUACACUGCCCCCCAGUUGGAAUGUCUCUUGGCGUCUUGUUUCCUGUUCGAGUCUUGUGAUCUCUGUUACUUUGUGCACUGUACUAGAGAGUGAGAGAGAGAGUGAGGUAGAAACAUCAAGAGGAGAUUAGAGGAGAAAGAAUAAUUAAGAGAAAAGUGUGAGCUAGCUAGGUAAGAUUUACUGUACUGUGAGUUCAAUUUGGAGUAAGCUUUUUUGGGCUGCUUCACGGCUAAUUAUGCCACUGGCUGCUAUAUAUGUAUGUUUGUUCUUCGUUUAAUUUGCCUUAAUUUUUUUAUUA